AACCUGGAGAUCGACCCCAACGCGCAGUGCGUGAAGCAUGAGGAGAAGGAGCAGAUCAAGUGCCUCAACAGCAGGUUCGCUGCCUUCAUCGACAAGGUGCGCUUCCUGGAGCAGCAGAACAAGCUGCUGGAGACCAAGUGGCAGUUCUACCAGAACCGCAAGUGCUGCGAGAGCAACCUGGAGCCGCUGUUUGAGGGCUACAUUGAGACGCUGAGGCGGGAGGCCGAGUGUGCGGAGGCCGACAGCGGGAGGCUGGCCUCCGAGCUCAACCAUGUGCAGGAGGUGAUGGAGGGCUACAAGAAGAAGUACGAGGAGGAAGUUUCUCUGAGAGCAACAGCUGAGAAUGAGUUUGUGGCUCUAAAGAAGAAUGUAGACUGCGCCUACCUCCGCAAGUCAGACCUGGAGGCCAAUGCGGAGGCCCUGACCCAGGAGAUUGACUUCCUGCGGCGACUGUAUGAGGAGGAGAUCCGCGUCCUCCAGUCCCACAUCUCAGACACCUCGGUCGUCGUCAAGAUGGACAACAGCCGGGACCUCAACAUGGACUGUGUCAUGGCCGAGAUCAAGGCUCAGUAUGACGACAUCGCCAGCCGCAGCCGCGCCGAGGCUGAGUCCUGGUACCGCAGCAAGUGUGAGGAGAUGAAGGCCACGGUGAUCCGUCACGGGGAGACCCUGCGCCGCACCAAGGAGGAGAUCAACGAGCUGAACCGCAUGAUCCAGAGGCUGACGGCCGAGGUCGAGAAUGCCAAGUGCCAG
This is a messenger RNA of Hipposideros armiger (great roundleaf bat), 753 nucleotides long. RefSeq names its product putative keratin-87 protein. Gene Ontology annotation, molecular function: structural constituent of skin epidermis. Gene Ontology annotation, cellular component: keratin filament. Gene Ontology annotation, biological process: intermediate filament organization; keratinization. The transcript is spliced from 6 exons. Lineage: Eukaryota; Metazoa; Chordata; Mammalia; Chiroptera; Hipposideridae. The record is from RefSeq and is a predicted model, not a curated record. The annotation marks the transcript as partial.